AAUGUGAUAAGAGAUAAGAGAUAAGAUAAGUCAAGGAAGAGAGAGAGAGAGUGAGUGACACCGGGACAGACGCUCGCAAGCUAUAUUAGUUCAACUUGGUCGCUUACAGUACCCAGUCUUCCCCAUCGCCCUUCAGAGUCCACUGUUUACAAAUAAAGACUAGAGAUGGCAGCAGGAGAGGGCAGUGGCGGCGGCGGAGGCAAUGCUGGAUGGUCUAUCUUCUGGCUUAUUGUACUUAUUUUCCUUGGCUUCUGGCUGGCCGGAUUCUGUGCCUUCUUGUACAUCAUCUUUAAUAUAUUCGCUGCCUGCAUUGAAGGACUGAAUCCGGUCUGCGACAUCCUGCUCAAGGGCAUUCAGUUCACGGGGACCUGCGCGCAGUGUAUGGUGAAGGGAACGCCCGUCAACGAGGCUUUUAGCUAGACGCGACGAAAACGAGGACGAAGGGGACAGAAACGAUGGAUUCCCCUGGGUGUUAGGCCCAUCAACGGGGUUUUUCAGUUAGGAAGCCGAAGACGAAGGGAAAAAAUGAUCGAUUUUCCCCCGUGUGUUAUUUAUUGUGGUUGAGUUGGCAUACACACACACACACACACACACACACACACACACACACACACACACACACACACACACACACACACACACACACACACACACACACACACACUUUUGUAACGGAAACAACAGCCUGAUAAAAUGUUAUCUCUGUGUCAAUCAGCUAACAAGAGGAAUGUCUAGUGUCACAGAGAUAAACUAUGAGAUAGAUGAUUCACUAAGAUUCAAAUAUCAUAUAUUUGUGACCUAGAAUGUCCGUGAUUUUACUGAUAUGUUAUCAGUGGAUUAAUAAAAGUUUACUACAAA
This is a messenger RNA of Penaeus vannamei (Pacific white shrimp), 858 nucleotides long. RefSeq lists its product as uncharacterized. The record is from RefSeq and is a predicted model, not a curated record. NCBI's taxonomy places the organism in Eukaryota, Metazoa, Arthropoda, Malacostraca, Decapoda, Penaeidae.